AGUGUGCGUUCUCCGCGCUGCUUCCUAAUAUAAUCAGUCAAGUCGUAAGUGAACAGUGACUGGCCUCCCAGAACGAUAAUGAAAACCUGCAGAAAGGACCGGAUUACCUCCUCGUGUUUGCCUCUCCUCGGUACAGUCUCGCUUUAAAAGCUACGUUAUGCAAUGGUCUUAAGCCUUAUUAGGAUUACUGUUAGAUCCGAUUCUGCCAUGGCAACUGGUGAGAGCGCUGUAUGCGCAGCAUUCCUUCAUGCAAUGAUGUGCUGUAAAGUUUUCGACCUCAACUGCUCUCGUGUGCUCCGAGAAUGCGGUCAGCUGGAAGCUGACAUUAUCUAUGAGGCUGUGUGGAAUCAGCAGCUCCUCUCCAACUAUACACAGUUACCAAAAUAGGAGGGCAGCACUCGAGCCUGGGGCUAAACUGAGGGGGGGCCAUAUGUCUCAACUGUCCCAGACAGAGACACGCCUGAGGAGCCCUGGCCAUGAGUCACACGAUGCUCUCUUUUUAGUAGAACGGCCGCUUCUCUACACCAGGAAUCAUGUCAGCCAAGGAUCAUGAAUGUUACACUUAUGAAUUCUGUGAUGACUCCCAUCCAUCAGAAAUGCUGGACGCUCUUCAUGAGUUCUACACUAAUGACCUAUUUACUGACAUCACCCUCUGCUGCUCCACUGGCCGGAUGUUUCACUGUCACAAGACAGUGCUGUCAGCCCGUAGUGCCUACUUUAAGGUAAUGUUCACCUUAGACAUGAGGGAACGUUCAAAUGGCAUCAUCAGUCUGCCUAGUGUAGAUGGAGAUAUUCUGAGUGCCUUGGUGAACUAUGUUUAUACUUCCAAAGUGAGCAUCACACAAGCCAAUGUGCAAAGCCUUCUUGAGGCAGCCGACCUACUUCAGUUCAGCUCAGUAAAGAAAGCCUGCGAGGAGUUUUUGAUACGAUGUUUGGAUGUUGAUAACUGUCUCGGAAUGCACUCUUUUGCUGAGCUCCACGUCUGUCCUGUGCUGGAGCAUGAGGCACUGAGGAUUAUACUUGGCAGAUUUGAGGAGCUUGUAUAUCAAGAAGAGUUUCUGGGACUAGAUCUCAAAAAGCUCAUUGCAAUAUUGUCUGCUGAGAACCUCAAUGUGUGGAGGGAGGAGACACUAUUAGAAGCAGUUGUAAAGUGGGUGACCUUUACCAUAGAUGCUCGAAGAGACUGUGUUCAGGAUCUGUUGCACUGCAUUCAGCUUGAGGUGGAUGACAUGUACCUUAGAACUGCGUUGGAGGUUCACAAAGCCUGCAAUGAUCGUAAACUGCGAUCCAUCAUCAUUCAGUCUACAAAGUCUGGUGGAAAAGACAAAUCUUUAACUUGUAAAAAGCCCUCAUCAAACAUGUAUGUCAUAGGAGGUUAUUACUGGCAUCCACUGUCUGAAAUUCACAUAUGGGAUCCCAUUUCCAACACAUGGGCCCAAGGAAAAGACCUGCCUGACUACACGAGAGAGAGUUAUGGUGUAUCACUGCUGGGUUCCAACAUCUAUGUCACUGGAGGAUACAGGACAGAGACUGUGGAUGCACUGGACACAGUUUGGAUUUAUAAUGUUGACUCUGAUAAGUGGACAGAAGGAUGCCCUAUGAUCACUGCCAGAUACUACCAUUGCUCGGUGCCUUUACAUGGAUGUAUAUAUGCCAUAGGUGGAUAUAGGGGAGGUGCCCCUGCUUGUGAGACUGAAUUCUAUGAUCCUUUAAAAAAGAAAUGGUUCCCAGUGGCAGAUAUGAUACAAGGUGUUGGAAAUGCUACUGCAUGUGUGGUGCAAGACAGAAUCUAUGUGACUGGAGGUCAUUUUGGGUACAGAGGAAGCUGUACAUAUGACAAAAUCCAGACUUAUAGAGCUGACCUCAAUGAGUGGAGCAUUGCAACAAUAAGUCCCCAUCCAGAGUAUGGGCUUUGCUCAGUGUCACUGAACAACAAGCUCUAUUUGGUUGGCGGUCAGACCACCAUCACAGACUGCUAUGACCCAGACAAGGACGAAUGGAGGCAGCUGACCGUAAUGAAGGAGAGAAGGAUGGAGUGUGGAGCUACAGUAAUAAACGGAUGCAUCUAUGUGACAGGUGGCUAUUCCUACUCAAAGGGCACCUACUUGCAGAGUAUAGAGAGGUAUGACCCUGAGCUGGACUGCUGGGAAAUAGUAGGCAACUUACCUACUGCAACCCGCUCACAUGGCUGUGUUUGUGUGUUCAGUGUAUAGAAUAUAUACACUAUAUGGCCAAAAGUAGGACACCUAUACAUCUCACCUAAUAUAAACUUAUUGGACAUCCCAUUCCAAAAAUAACUGGGAUUAAUAUGGCCUCCCCAGCUAUAACAGCAUCCACUCAGAAGGAAGUUCUUUUUGGAGUGUGUCUGUGGGAAUCUGUACCCAUUCAGUCAAAAAAGCAUUUGUGACACUGACACUGAUGUGGGACAAGAAGGCCUGGCUCACAAUUUUUGUUCCAGUUCAUCCCCAAGGUGGGGUUGAGGUCAGGGCUCUGUGCAGGCCACUGGAGUUCCUUCACACCAAACUUGUCAAAAAUGCCUCUUUGGAGCUUGUUUUGUGCUGAGGGGCACAGUCAUGCUCAAACAGGAAAGGGCCUUCCUGAAACUGCUGCCAAGUUUACACAAUUAUAUGCUGCAAAGUUGCAGGCAUAUAAUUGUGUAAAAUGUGUUUGUAUGUUGGAGCAUUGACAUUGCCCUUCACUGGAACUAAGGGCUCUACAAAAUGGCCCCAGACAAUUUCCUUUCCUCAACCAAACUUUACUUGUAUGUAUUCCAGUAGGUAACGUUCUCCUGGCAUCCACCAAACCCAGAUUCAUCCAUCAGUGAAGCAUCAUUCAUCACUCCAGAGAACGUUUCUACAGCUCGAGAGUCCAGUGGUUGUAUGCUUUACACCACUCCAACCAAUACUUAGCAUUGUGCAUUUUGAUCUUCGGUUUCUGUGCAGCUGAUCUGCCAUGUUAACCCAUUUUAUGAAGCUACAGACAUAAAGUUCUUUUGCUGAUGUUGCUUCCAGAAACAGAACUCUGGUGCGUGAUGAAACGGGGGACAGGAGCUACACGCUUCAGCACUAAGCAGCCCCGCUCUGUAAGUUUUGUAGUCUACCGCUUCGUGGUUAACGCUUCCAUUUCACAAUCUUAACACUUACAGUUGCAAUAUAUUUUCAUAUAUUGAACCCCAUUUCUAAUAGAUAAUUCCAAAUAAAAAGUGAAAAUGGUCACACUGUGACUGUGAUCUAAACAUGUUUCCAUAUACAGCACCCUGCUUGACAGAGCAGGUGUCUCCAAACUUUUGGACAUGCAGUGGAUCAUGGGUUCCUUUACUUCUGCAGUCUGACAUUUUUGUAUGCAUUAUUGUUUUGUAGAAUCUUUAUACAUUUGACAAAAGUUUUAGAAACCACAAAUGUUAUGAUGAUGAGUCAGUCAGUGAUGUAUGUAAUGACAAUGCAUAUCAUUCAACAUAAAUCCUCUCCUGCACUUAAGAUACUUUUUCACUCCUAAUGUUUAUUCAAAAUGAGAUGGGAGGGGGAGGAAAUCACUAAUCUGGAAAUUCCAGAACUGUAAAUGAAGACGAAGUUUACAAAAAACGAUCCAGUUAAAAGUAUUAAAUCUCUUAGAAACCACUAAGCUGUUUUCAGCAGUAUUUUACUGUGAUGACCAAUGUGCCAAAGUGUAUUGAGACUGACUACAUGACCACUUUUCACCUCAUGUGUUUUGUUGAGACUGUACUGUGUGGCAUUCACUAUACAGAAAACUAUUUUGUGAUUUUUAAAUGAUAUUUUUGCAUCGUAUUUAUAUUGUUGACAAAGUGUUCAUGAUGUAAAGUGGUGAAAUAAAAUGUUAAUAUUAAAUCUA
Messenger RNA from Pygocentrus nattereri (red-bellied piranha), 3849 nucleotides. It is a transcript of the gene klhl23, whose product is annotated as kelch-like family member 23. The record is from RefSeq and is a predicted model, not a curated record. Gene Ontology annotation, molecular function: protein binding. The transcript is spliced from 4 exons. NCBI's taxonomy places the organism in Eukaryota, Metazoa, Chordata, Actinopteri, Characiformes, Serrasalmidae. The coding region runs from base 534 to 2213 and encodes 559 amino acids.